AUGCAGGAUGCGAGGUACAAACUUUAUCAGGGUUGGUCUCGAGCCCCCACGCUCAGGGUCAGGCGUGGGGGCUACGAUCGCCCCUCCAUCCAUGGUUGCGUCAUUACCAGGCAAAAGUUAACUCCACCAUACUCCAUGUAUGUGCGCUGCCAUACAUCACUGCAGCAACACACCAGAGCCGCCUGGUGCACUGCUCCGCCAUGA
This is a messenger RNA of Bipolaris zeicola 26-R-13, 204 nucleotides long. RefSeq lists its product as uncharacterized. The coding region runs from base 1 to 204 and encodes 67 amino acids. The transcript has a single exon. The record is from RefSeq and is a predicted model, not a curated record. NCBI's taxonomy places the organism in Eukaryota, Fungi, Ascomycota, Dothideomycetes, Pleosporales, Pleosporaceae.